AUGGUCGCCUGGCUUAAAAGCCGGGCAGAAGCCCGCGAAAAGGAACGACGGGCCCUGGUGGCCCAGGUCGCCGAACUGGAUAAAAAUAUCCAGAAGGACAUUGACGAUGCUGCCGUAAGUGUUUAUCCUAUUGAGAAGAGAUGUGGCUGUCAGAGCUGGCAGCUCAAGGCCGACAAACUUGCGGCCAAGGAGGCCGAGUCCACCAUUGGCGAUGCGUUCGAACAAGAUGGCCUUUGCGCAGCUGCCCUCGUACGUAGUUUCCUUUACAGCACCCAAAAGAAAAUCGAGCUGACAGACUUGAAGCACAAGGAGACGGCCGAGGAAGAAAGACGGCAAUGCGGCGAAAGGCGAAAGGCCUCAGAUGCGUGCUCGCAGGUCUGCAACGCUAUACGAUCAAGAGUACACAGCAAUGACGCAUGGGGAGAGGGUUCACAAGGUCGAGGAGGGGUGCCAAGACCAUCCCCGUACGUUUCCGAUAUCCCCGCCGUUUUUCGUCUUGUCGCUAACACGCAGUUCGCACAGCGCGUUCAAAGCCCACCGUUUCCCCUAAAACCUUUUUCAAACAAACCAAUCAACACACUGUGCACAGGAUCGCUGAUAGUCCUUCCAGAUGGCUCCCAAGAAACCGAAUCCGCAGUUCAGCAGCGUGCCUCUGGCACAGAGGAUCACCUCGGGGUCCUCGGGCACCAGAUCUCGAAACGCUGUACGUACCGCACCACUCCUUCAUCUACCGAACACAUCAAGAUCUUGGAGGGCACGAGUUUCUGA
Fusarium subglutinans is the source of this 768-nucleotide messenger RNA. RefSeq lists its product as uncharacterized. Lineage: Eukaryota; Fungi; Ascomycota; Sordariomycetes; Hypocreales; Nectriaceae. Bases 1 to 768 code for a protein of 255 amino acids. The transcript has 13 exons. The record is from RefSeq and is a predicted model, not a curated record.